UAUAGCCUACACUAGACUCUCACUUUGUUUCUUCUUUUCGGAUGAAUUAAAUUGUCUUAAAUUAUUUUCUAUUUUUUUAUUUUCGUCUAUCUCUGUUUUGUUGGCAUGUUGAUUUUGGGAUCUUAAUUCACAAAAAUACUUGAGUAGGGCAAGUGCUAACAUAAGGCUACAUCGUAAAGGCUACCUAUAGCCUAUUUUUGGUUUGCUAAGCUCCUUUGCAUCGUUGUUUCGUUACAGAAGCCACAUUAAGGACUGUUUUAAAAAUGAAGGUCAUGUUCAUAAACAGAGUAAUGAGGGCAAAAGUCUUGAGACUUCAUUUUACAGAAGUGGUCUUAUACGUCACCCUACAGCACUACUCCUGCAUGCUGCCAGCGUCAGUCUCAAACAGGUGCUGCACAUGACAGCCUGCAGGCUACUCUUGGAGGGGACACAAACAUACAAGAAAGCGCUCUAAAAAUAUUUUGUUUGUAUGUUUUUUUUUUUACGUCACUAUACAGGUUUGGUGAGGUGCAGAAGCUUCUUUACGCGGGAGUGCGCUAAAAUGUGUGUGUGAAUGUCUCUCUUCAUGCUGCCUUCAUGUUCUGCCUGGAAAGUGAAGUUCCUCUGGACUUUUUCUACUCCUGGCGACGUAGGGGGAAUUGAAAUGUCAGUGGCAUAAAAGCCGCUGACAAUCUAAAGAGUCUUCAUUUCUUCUGGGAACUGAUGCCAAGAUGAAGUUAUUUGUUUUCAGCAUCGUCUGUUCAUUUCUACAAAUCAGUCGCCAAAAUCCUCCAACCCAAUGGACUCUGCUGCCACACAUUCUGGUUGUGGAGGUGGAUGGCAGUAAGAGUCAGCUGCCUCUGAGCUGCCUGCAGCCAGAGGAGUUACCAAGGAGAGGCAACGAGAGUCUGGAUAUAUUUUGGAUGAAGGACAAAGAGGCGGGAGCGCAGAGAGGGAACACGUAUCAGGUGCGGCUGCAGGAAAGCUUAGGAGGGGGCAGCUACACCUGCUACAGCAGGAACGGAUCACUCCUCAACCACACGGAGGUCCUGAUCCAAGAGAAGGGAGCUGUGAGGAGAAAGAUUCUUGUUAAAACUGACCAAGGUACAAUUAUUUAAAAGUGCUCCGCUCAAAAUUUAAAUGGAGAGUUUCGCUGCUCCUGGACCUGGGACCGCUUACGAGUGGGCGUUGUAGCAUUCAUCAGAGCUCAACGUGCCUCUGAUGACACCCAGUGUUCUGUGGACUCGGGCGGUAAGCAUUGGAGCUGCUCCUCACACCACAGUAAGUUCAGGUGUUCAGUGGACGACAGUGGAAACGGCAUCACAUGCGUCGACGAGCUGCACUGCCCUUACGCCGAGGAGAUCCAGCAGAUCCACAUCACCGUCUAUGUGAAGACCAAGCACUUCCUAGUGGAGAACUACUCCAAACACUUUUACCUCUCAGAGAUCGUGAAACCCGACAAGGUGCACAUCAACAAAGUGAACACCACCAUGAUUGAGUGGAGUUACCCGAGCUCCUGGAGCAUUCCCUUCUCCUACUUCCCCCUCACUUUCCAAAUCGCUCUGUUCAAGAGGGACUGUGAGAUGUGUGUGAACCCGUGCACUGACUCCAAAGCCACAAAGACUUUGAUGGUCCACUCUACAGACAUCUGUCGGUUAGAAGUGAAGCACAAGUCGAAGGCCGUCUGUGUCAGAGCUAAAGAUGCUCUCUGUGACUCACAGUGGAGUGAGUGGAGCCACUUAAGAUUGAAGAGAAACAAGAGGAACAAAGAGAACAAAGAGAACAAACAUCGACCAAACAAAAAAAGGGCUUAAUGGAUAAUCCCAUCACCGAACAACUCAGAAAGCCUCCUGUGUUAAUUUAUUUGUUUUUAAAUAUUUCUAUUUAUCUCAUUUUAUAUCUCAUUGUUUGUAUUGUGUACCUAUUCUUAAUAAUAAGCAAG
This is a messenger RNA of Labrus bergylta (ballan wrasse), 1921 nucleotides long. Lineage: Eukaryota; Metazoa; Chordata; Actinopteri; Labriformes; Labridae. The record is from RefSeq and is a predicted model, not a curated record.